AGUAAAGUACAAUUAUAAAUUGGUUGAAAGGUAAAGAAAGCUGCGAGUUAAAACAACAUGAGAAAAUCUCCACUUUUUUUAGUUUCAACAAUUCUCAUAGCCAUAAUAUUAACCUCGUACUAUUGCAACUCAAUGCCACUCUCAACUCAAAAUAGAUGGAUCAUAGACGAUACAACAGGGAAAAGAGUGAAGCUAACAUGCUCACAUUGGGUUGCUCAUAUGGAACCAAUGCUUGUUGAAGGUCUUGACAAAUUGCCAAUACAUGACAUAGCUACUCAAAUUGCUAAUUCAGGAUUCAAUUGUGUGCGUUUAUCUUAUGCUACUUACAUGUUCACUAGAUAUGCAAAUCACAUCGUUCGUGAUACACUUUCUAGUCUUGAUAUACCCGAGGUUGUUAUGACGGCUAUUGAGAAACAUAAUCCGUUAAUGUUGAAUAUGACGCAUGUUCAAGCUUAUGAAGCUGCUAUUGGUGCUCUUGGAGAAAAGGGUGUGAUGGUACUUAUUGAUAAUCAUGUUAGCAUGCCAAUGUGGUGUUGUGAUAAUAAUGAUCAGAAUGGAUUCUUCGGUGAUAGGCAUUUUCAUCCUUCUGAAUGGCUUCAAGGUUUGGCUUUUAUAGCUAAGCUCUUCAAGGGAAAACACAAUGUGAUAGCCAUGGACUUGCGGAAUGAACUAAGAGGUGGACGCCAAAAUUUGCCUGAUUGGUACAAGUACGUAAGCCAAGGAGCAAAAACGAUUCACAAACACAACCCAGAUUUAUUAAUCAUUAUUUCAGGGUUAAACUUUGACAGUGACCUUUCAUUCUUGAAGAAUAGGACCCUUGAUCUAAACUUCAAUAACAAAUUGGUAUACGAGGCACACAUUUAUUCCUUCUCAGGAAACCAAAAUAGGUGGAAUUUGCUACCAGUGAACUGGGUAUGUUCCUCUGUCAUUGAAACCUUAAAAGACCAAGCAGGUUUUCUCAUCAGUGGUAGCAAUCCAGUACCUUUAUUCAUAAGUGAAUUUGGAUAUGACAUGACUAGUGUCAAUUCCGUGGCCAACAAAUUCUUGCCAUGCUUUGUGUCUUACGCUUCUUCUGUUGACUUGGAUUGGAGCCUGUGGGCUUUUGGUGGAAGCUACUAUUACAGAGAACGCACUGUUGGGGCUGGUGAGCCAUAUGCUGUUAUGGACAACGAUUGGAAAAAUUUCAGAGACCCAAAAUUCCCUGAGAAAUUUCAGCUUAUCCAAAAGAAGGUCCAAGAUCCAAGUUCAAACCUGUCGAAGUCCUAUAUAAUGUUCCAUCCAUUGACUGGGAAGUGCGCUCAUGUGAAUAAGAUUUACAAUGAACUUGUAUUGGGUGAUUGUAAGAGUCAUAACCAAUGGAGUUCUGACGGAAAUGGUUCUCCAAUAAGGUUGAUGGGUUCUGCUCUGUGUGUAAAGGCAGAGGGUGAAGAACUUCCUGCAAGUCUCUCGGGACAUUGCUUGUCGCAGCAAAGUUCAUGGAAAUCUGUUUCAAAGACUGGUCUUCACUUGGCCACCUCUGAUGGGAAUGGAUCCCUUUUGUGCUUGGAAAUGGAUUCAGAUUCUUCCAAAAUAGUGACCAGAAAAUGCAUCUGCAUAGACGAUUAUGAUUCUUCAUGUUUAGACAAUCCCCAAAGCCAAUGGUUCCAACUUAUUUCAACCAAUGUUUAUAUAUGA
Vicia villosa (hairy vetch) is the source of this 1674-nucleotide messenger RNA. Its product is annotated as glycosyl hydrolase 5 family protein-like. The record is from RefSeq and is a predicted model, not a curated record. Lineage: Eukaryota; Viridiplantae; Streptophyta; Magnoliopsida; Fabales; Fabaceae. The transcript has 3 exons. The coding region runs from base 58 to 1674 and encodes 538 amino acids. Gene Ontology annotation, molecular function: hydrolase activity, hydrolyzing O-glycosyl compounds.